UCUGAUUGCUCUAGUGUGCGGUGAACACGACUCGCAAGCCAUCUUGCUCGUGAGACGAUUGCUGAACAUAUUGCUCUAGUGUGCAGCGGCUUUUAGUGUUACUUGAUUUGACGAUCGUGGUGGCACCGUGCCUUGCUAGUCUGCAGCAACGCUACAGCAACAUACGCACCGACGCAAAGUGUUGGCAUCGUCUGCACCCACACAGUCGUCGUCACGGCGAUGACAGCUGAGGGCAUCGGUGCGGCGGUGUUCUAUGGAGUAUGUUCGAGUUCGAUGGCCUUCCUGAACAAAGCCGUUCUGAACACGUACGGAUUCAACUAUCCGUUCUUCAUCAUGACCCUGCAGAUGCUGUUCUCGGUUGUCGUGUUAGAAGCGCUGCGACUAACCAACAAGGUCAACAUUCCGGCGUACAGCCUCGCCAGGGGGCGCUACUUCCUGCUUCCGUCGAUCUGCUACGCGUUUCACGCGACGCUGUCGUUGGUCGCCCUGAGCGGCAUGAACAUUCCCAUGUACGGCUUGCUGAAGCGAUGCACGCCCCUCGUCAACCUCGCUCUCUCCGUCUUCAUGCUCAAGAAGGGGGCGCCACCAGCCACGGUCGUCGUCGCCGUGAUGCUGAUAACGGGAGGCUGCGUCGUAGCGGGACUCGGUGACCUGACCUUUGACCCGGGCGCGUACGCCGCGUGCGCGGCCAGCGUGUUUGCGCAGGCGUUCUACCUGACCCUCGUGCAGCGCUGCGGCGAGGCGGCGCUCUCCGCGCACGACAUCCUCCAACUCAACAGCUUCAACUGCCUCCCGAUGGUCGCCGCGGCGACGCUCCUCCGCGGCGAACCCGCCGCCAUGAUGCGCGGCGGCGACGGCAGCGCCCCCUGGCGGUCGGCGGAGUUUGCGGCGGCGCUCGCGGCGACCGUGUGCGCGGGGGCGCUGCUAAACUACGCGCUGUUUCGCUGCACGACGCUCAACUCGGCGCUGACGACGAGUCUCGUCGCCGCGGCGAAGGGCGUCGCGCAGACGUGCGUCGGAGCGUUCGCGUUCGGCGGCGUCGCGCUCAACGCGCCCGUCGUCGCCGGCAUCGCCGCCAACACCGCCGGCGGCGCCCUCUACGUGUACGGAAGGUACCGCCAGGGGGCGCCGGCGUCGCGCGCGUCGGACGCGGAGCGCGGGACGAGGAAGCGCGGGAACGACGUGAACGCUAACGUGGCGCGCUCGUCGCGGUGA
This is a messenger RNA of Priapulus caudatus, 1215 nucleotides long. Its product is annotated as solute carrier family 35 member D3-like. Gene Ontology annotation, molecular function: antiporter activity. The record is from RefSeq and is a predicted model, not a curated record. Lineage: Eukaryota; Metazoa; Priapulida; Priapulimorpha; Priapulimorphida; Priapulidae. The transcript is spliced from 5 exons. The coding region runs from base 220 to 1215 and encodes 331 amino acids. Gene Ontology annotation, cellular component: Golgi apparatus.